Molecule: messenger RNA, 2707 nt
Organism: Camellia sinensis
Lineage: Eukaryota; Viridiplantae; Streptophyta; Magnoliopsida; Ericales; Theaceae
Source: RefSeq, a predicted model, not a curated record
UUUAUUAAAGUUUGUCCUCUUGGGUCUUCAACUUUCAGCUACUAACAGACAAAACUCAUAGGUAUUAUAAAAUAGUAUAUUGACUUUAAACUUUUCCAUUACUUUAUUGUUGUGUUGUGUACUGUGGACUGUGGGGUAUUGAAGCUGCAGCUGGGACAUUAGAAAAAUAUUUUGCUUUCUUUGGUCUUCAAUCAAUAUUUUUCUUUCUUUGAUGGAUAAUAAAAAUAUGAAAAGAAAAAAGAAACAUGGGACACAAGAUCCGACAUGGGACCAUUGUACCUGUGUCAAAGAUGACAAUAGAAUUCAUUUGAGAUGUAAUUAUUGUGGAAAAGAUUAUUGGGGUGGGGUGAUUCGAAUGAAAGAUCAUUUUGCCGGAACUCAUGAUAAUGUUGGUGCUUGUAGUCAAGUUUCUGAAGAUAUUAUGAAUGUGUUUUCACAAUUGUUAAGUGGAAAAAAAUAAGACAAUGUUAUAGAUGCUGAUUGUUUUGAAGAAAAAAAUGUUUGAGGGGAAAAGCAAAGGGGGAACUAUGGAUGCGUAUGUCACAAAGGGGAGGGCAAAACAACAAACUUUGAAUCAAAUGGUAAAGCAAAGGGAGCUCGUGAUUAGAGAUAUUUGUAGAGUCAUUUAUGGACAUGCAUUGGUUUUUAAUUUAGUGAAAAGCCCCUUGUUUAAAAAGAUGUUGAAGUCAGUUGGCGAGUAUGGUGUGGGAUUGAAACCACAUAGUUAUCAUGAAGUAAGAGUAUAUUUUUUGAAAAAAGAGGUUGAUCAUGUGAAUGCAAGUUUAGAAGUGUAUAGGAAGGAAUGGAAGAAAACGGAUUGCACUAUAAUAUCCAAUGGAUGGAUUGAUGGAAAGUUUCGCUCUCUUACUAAUUUCCUUGUUAAUAGUCCAAGUGGAACGGUGUUUAUUAAAUCAAUAAACACCUCCAUUGCAAUUAAAAAUUCUAUGAAAUUAUUUGAGAUGCUUGAUGACAUUGUGAAUGAAAUUGGAGAAGAAGAUGUGGUUCAAGUGGUAACCUAUAGUGCAUCGGCCUAUGUGGGUGCUGAUAGAAUAUUGGAAGAGAAGAGGACUGAAUUGUUUUGGUCCCCAUGUGCAGCACAUUGCAUUGACUUAAUGUUAAGUGACAUAGGUGAGUUGACGGUUUUCAAAGAUACAAUAAUUAAAGCCAAGGAAAUUGCUGUGUACAAUUAUAGGCAUGCUUGGGUGCUUGAUUUGUUCAGAAAAUUUAUAAAGAAAAUUUACCAAAAGCUAGUUAUUAGAGUGCUAAGCCUUACUUGUAGUGCCACCGGGUGUGAGAGAAAUUGGAGCACUUUUGAUCAUGUGCACUCCAAGAAAAGAAACCGGUUGGAGCAACAAUGGUUGAAUGCUUUGGUUUUUGUGAAGUAUAACAUUCAACUUGAGUUGAGGCAAAUUAAGAGACAAGAAAGGGGUGAGACUUGUGAUCCUAUUUGUUUAUCGGAUAUGGAAUCCGAUGAUGAAUGGAUUACUGAGAAAGAGGAUCCAUGUCUACUCGAAGAUCAUUCAUGGAUGGACAUACAAGAGUGCUUCAAAGAUGAUGAAGGAGCAACAAGUAGCAAAAAGAGAAAAAGAGGACCAAGAAAUUUAAAUGCCGAUAGAGGAAAAAGUAAAGUAUUUGAAGAUGAUGAUGAAAUUGAAUUGAUUGAAGGUGGAGAAGAGGAAGAGGAAGAGGAAGAGGAAGAAGAGUUUGAUGAAGUGACUAUGGUAGAUGAUGAAGAAGAGGAUGACUCUGAUAUUGACCUUGGAGAUGAUGAUUGACUAAUGAAGAAAUGAAGACUUUUUGAAAUUUUUAAAUUUGUCUAAUCUAACUUUUGUUUUGUAAGGUCUCUUUUUGACACAAGGAACAAGUAUAGAUUAGAGUUUUGAAAAGUUUAGAACUUGUUAAGUUGUGAACCUUAUUCAUGAUCAUAUAUUCAUGGAAUCAUAUUAUAAUGAAUGUGGAUUGCCAUACAUAUAUGAUGUGAUGUGAAUUUACAUAAAUUAUAUCAUAAAUGCAUAAAUAUAAUAUAGGAUCAUAGGUCACAGUGGGGCUUGGACCCACAUCUAUUGCCAUAGAAGCGUCUUACCUAUUUAGACCACGUGAUCAUCAUUUAAAAUAGCAUUUUCAUUAAUUUAAGUCUAAAUAUUUCAUGUUUAUAAUAUCUAAGUGUGUAAAUAUGUUUAUUUAUUUAUUUGUUAAUGUAAUUAAGAAAAAGUGAUUGAAUCUUUACGAUUUACAAUUCGAUUCGAUUCGCGAUUUGGUAUAUGGCCAUUUCGAUUCACGAUUCGAAUCCCAAUUUGACAACUAUGAUCUCAACAAUUUCUUUAGAGAUGAAUGUUUGGUACUUAAUUUUUCAUGGAAGGUUAUCUUUGGAUUUUUACUUUCCACAGCAGAAUUUUUGCUUAUCAUGUUCUAUUUUUUUUUCAAUUAAUGUAAUUCAUUAUAUUGAAUCUUACGAAUCACAACAUGAUAUGAAAUAUUGGGUUAAUACACAACACAAUACAUGAUUUCCUUGAUCACUGUACUUCACCAACAAUUACUAUAAGCUGUGAACAGGUCAUAUAUAAGGAUAAACUUGUUUUGGGUAAAUUACAUCACGGAUCUCUCUAAUUUGAGCAAAAUUUCACUUCUGUCCUUUGGUAGUUUUAAUUUGCACAAUUUGGUCUCUACACUUUCAAUUUUGUUGCAAUGUGGUCCCUCCAUCAUGUGU